AUGGCGGCGGCAGCGGAGGAGGCGCGGCUGCUGGCCUGGCUGCGCGGCCCGGCGGCGCCCGGCAGCCCCGAGCUCGCCGCUUAUGUGUCGGAGCUGGCGGCGCUGGGGCUGGCGGAGCUGGGCCGGGAGCCGGCGCGCCUGGCGGCGGAGCGGGCGCGGGUCGGGGACGAGACCCGCCGCCUCGCCUUCGAGCACUACCGAGCCUUCAUCCGCUCCGCCGAGUGCACCGGCCGCGCCGGCCGCGGCUUCGGAGGCAUCGAGAGCCGCCUGGGCAGCCUGCUGGAGCGGCUGCCCGCGCUGCAGGACGCCUGCCGGACCUUCAUGCGCGAUGCCGAGGCCAUCGCCUGCAGCCGGCGCAUGAACAGCCUGACCCUGAACCGGCACACGGAGAUCCUGGAGAUCCUGGAGAUCCCGCAGCUCAUGGACACGUGUGUCCGGAACGGCUACUACGAGGAGGCGCUGGAGCUGACGGCCUACGUGCGCCGCCUGGAGAGGAAGCACAGCAGCAUCCCCGUCAUCCAGGGCAUCGUGGCAGAGGUGCGCCAGUCCGCGCAGCUGAUGCUGAACCAGCUCAUCCAGCAGCUGCGCACCAACAUCCCGCUGCCCGCCUGCCUGCGCGUCAUCGGCUUCCUGCGCCGCAUGGACGUGCUCACCGAGGCCGAGCUGCGCGUCAAGUUCCUGCAGGCGCGCGAUGCCUGGCUGCGCUCCGUGCAGGCCGCCAUCCCCGACCACGACCCCUACGUGCACAUCACCAAGACCAUCGAGGCCUGCCGCGUGCACCUGUUUGACGUUGUCACGCAGUACCGCGCCAUCUUCUCGGACGAGGAGCCGCUGGUGCCGGCCGAGGGCGCGGCGCCCGCCGAGGGGGCCAUCUUCCACGGCUGGGUGCUGCAGAAGGUCUCCGAGUUCCUGCGGGUGCUGCAGCGCGACCUGGAGCGCGGCGUGGGCGGCCGGCUGGACUCUCUGCUGGGGCAGUGCAUGUACUUCGGGCUGUCCUUCAGCAGGGUGGGCGUGGAUUUCCGCGGGCAGCUGGCCCCCCUCUUCCAGCGCGUGGCUGCCGACGCCUUUGGGAAGGCAGUGGAGGAGGCGGUGGAGAAGUUCCGGGAGGAGAUGAAUUCCUACACGCUGAUCUCGGCACCAGCCAUGCUGGGGGGCGGUGCGGGAGUGCCGGUGCCCACGGCCCAGCCGGGGACCCUGCAGCCCCCCAUGGUGCUGCUGGACUUCCCACCCCUUGCCUGCUUCCUCAACGGGCUCCUCGUGGCCUUCAAUGACCUGCGGCUCUGCUGCCCCAUCGCCCUGGCACAGGACGUCACCGCCUGCCUGGACAGUGCCCUUGGUGAGGUGACCAAAACCAUCCUGGCCUUCCACCGUGCUGAGGAGGCGGCUUUCAGCGGGCGGGAGCAGGAGCUCUUUACCCAGUUUUGCACAGCCUUCCUGGAGGAUCUGCUGCCCUACCUGAACCGCUGCCUCCAGGUGCUUUUCCCUCCAGCACAGAUCGCACAGGCACUGGGUGUCCCCCCCACGCAGCUGCAGCGUUUCGGCCGCCUGGGCCGCAUCGACGUGGCCGCGCUCAGGGAGCCGCUGGCUUUCCUCCUUCCGCCGGCGCCGGGCGAGGACGAGCCGUCCCCGGAGAGCGCCGCGGACGCCGAGGGGGAGCACGCGGCCGUGCCCCCCGAGCCCCCGGAGAUCCCGUCCGGGGCGGCGGCGCUGCCGGGCGAGGCGGCGGCCGCGGGGCAGCCGGGCUAGGAGCGCGCGGGGCCGCCAGGGGGCGCGCGGCGGCGCGGGUGCGCGCGCACGCGGUGCGCCAUGGCGGCGGCGCUGGGGCGGGCGGCGGGACGGGCCCGGCCGGGGCCCGCGCUGCUCCCGGGGCCCGCGCUGCU
Prinia subflava (tawny-flanked prinia) is the source of this 1880-nucleotide messenger RNA. RefSeq names its product component of oligomeric golgi complex 8 (gene COG8). Lineage: Eukaryota; Metazoa; Chordata; Aves; Passeriformes; Cisticolidae. The record is from RefSeq and is a predicted model, not a curated record. Gene Ontology annotation, molecular function: peptide deformylase activity. Gene Ontology annotation, cellular component: COG complex. The transcript has 5 exons. The coding region runs from base 1 to 1746 and encodes 581 amino acids. Gene Ontology annotation, biological process: intra-Golgi vesicle-mediated transport.